AUGGCGCGUCCUAAAACAGUUCGCGCACCGACAACAGCCAGUCUUCCAAACAACCUCCGCAUUCCCUCAUCGACUCCGUCUCUCACAAAAUCCCUGGGAAAACUAUCCAGACAAGCACUACUGGACCUGGUACUUACAUGGCUCGAUGAUGGAAACGUUGCCUCAUUUCCACCAUACCUCCAGACCGACGAAGAAAAUGGCCCCGACGAUGACGAAGCCCUCCCCUACCCCGCUGGGGAGACAAUUGAGGAAGUCCGCCAAGUAUAUGAAGACCUACGGGACCGAAAGGGUGCAAAGCGUGAGGUUCUCGAACGAAUCUUAGACGGGGAUUGGCGGCAUGGAAUCACACUGCGCCAGCUGGCCAUGGCAGACCUCCGCUACAUAGAUGACCACCCCGCCAGCCUUCGAUGGACCGCACUCGAGCUCAGCCGUAUUGAUAAAAAGCGCAAGAACUCCAAGGACCCUCCACUCGCUGACUGGUCUGGCUCCGUACCGCGCAUGCAAGCGGCAACAUUUGUACAAGGCCUCCAACGAGAAAUCUCCCCAUUGGUCAAGGCACAUUACCACCUCGCCCACUCGGCAACACUGCCGCUGACAUUCCUUCGUAUCUUUGUCAUUGACUCGCCAUAUCAAUCCCCUAGGCAAGCAGCCGGGAUCUUCACUGAUUCGUCCCGAGUCAUCUACGUCGCUUUCCCGGAUAGUUGCCCCUACGUCUACACUUCCAUAACAUCAUCUACCGGAUCGAAAAAUGCUCCUUCGACAAGCCCAGUUGCUACUGAUACUCGAACUCUUCAGCGUCUGGUACGCGAUUCCAUUCCCAAGGCUUUAUCCCGCCCACAGGAACGAUUCUCUCUGCAGGCGACAUCCCUGGCAGCAAAGAAUCUGCCUACACUCCUAGCCCUCCGCGGCCCGGGAAGAUCAACGGCAUCAAAUGGCGCCUUCAGCAUCUUCGCGGACGCAGCCAUUGAAGGAAGUCCACUGGACCCUCGACCUUCUAAUACAGUCUCGCCCGAAGAGCAUAUUCAAGCGAGUCAUUCUGGUCCAGCAGAAGGCCAAAAAAACACAAGCGGUUCAAUGAUCAGACGAAGGUCCAGCGGUAUAGAUCCAGACAUCGUCUCUCCAGAUUCCAAGAAACGCCGUCUGGCCAUCCACUCCCGAUUCGGAACUUUGGGGUCAUCAAUCGCCCCGGCACCGCUGGACCUCCUUGAUAUCCGAUUGCUCGAUAACCCAGGCUGCAAUUUUGAACAGGAUGAUGAUUUUGAUGAUUCUACGUCCACGCCACCUGCCGUGUCACUCACUUUCUCUGGCUCCGAUGUCAUAAACGGGAUUCGCAAACUUGCCGAGCUAGGCAUCAUUGACCCUGGGCGUAUGCCAUCGUGGAUGACUGGCGAGGAAGGAGUUAGUGUUGCGACUGUUCGACAGGGUCACAAGCUUCAAAAGGAAUUAUAG
Molecule: messenger RNA, 1449 nt
Organism: Penicillium digitatum Pd1
Lineage: Eukaryota; Fungi; Ascomycota; Eurotiomycetes; Eurotiales; Aspergillaceae
Product: CENP-N/CHL4 family protein
Biological process (GO): CENP-A containing chromatin assembly; chromosome segregation
Source: RefSeq, a predicted model, not a curated record